AUGAAUGUUUCUGAAUCGAUUCCGAGGGAUUUGAGAAAUCUUCGAGCAUGUCUGCUUUGCUCGUUGAUCAAAUCGGUUGAUCAAUUCGAGAAUUAUGGAUGUGAUAAUUGCGAGAGUGUGCUGCACUUGAAGGGAGAUGAAGAGAAGGUCUAUGAUUGUACGAGUUCAAACUUUGAUGGAAUGAUCGCCGCGAUGCAUAAUGAAGAAUCGUGGGUUUGCAAAUGGCAGAAAAUCCACCGAAAAGCGAAAGGAAUGUAUGCGAUCAGUGUGUCUGGCUCGCUUCCAAGCAGUGUCAUCAGCGAUCUCAAAAGCAUGGGCAUUCGAUACAAGCCGGGAAUGCGCGACACAAGUUUCCAGACGAAAAAGUAA
Caenorhabditis bovis is the source of this 369-nucleotide messenger RNA. The record is from the annotation of a GenBank genome assembly. NCBI's taxonomy places the organism in Eukaryota, Metazoa, Nematoda, Chromadorea, Rhabditida, Rhabditidae.